Haliotis rubra (blacklip abalone) is the source of this 1062-nucleotide messenger RNA. RefSeq lists its product as uncharacterized. NCBI's taxonomy places the organism in Eukaryota, Metazoa, Mollusca, Gastropoda, Lepetellida, Haliotidae. The transcript has 3 exons. The record is from RefSeq and is a predicted model, not a curated record. The coding region runs from base 85 to 1062 and encodes 325 amino acids.
UAUGCUUCCGAAGACCCCUCAGUCUUCUCAGUUUAAGACGCCAUACAGAGCGCCCACAUCUACCUCGAUAUCGCCACCAGCAACAUGGUCUCAUUGUCCGGACCCCAUUCAAGCUACGACCCCAGCUUCACAAUGACGUGUUCACAGGUGUCCACUCCCGGCAUCACCGUCGACGACCUGCAGGCUAUCAGAAAAAAAUCGUCGGGAAGACGUGGCAGCAAGGCAGGUUUUAGCAUAAAGCUUGAUAAUGGUCAUCUGAUAAAGAAACAAACGAUCCCCAAACCUAUUACGUAUCGACAAAGCAUGGAACAGAGUAAAGGAAAUGUGUCUCGGGUGACUUCAUCUCCUGAUGGAGGAGGGAUUGGGAGUCUUGCCGAAACGGUUCUGUCUGGGGAAACCGAUACGCAUUCAGGAGUCGAUGUGGCAAUAACUUGCAUGGAUAAUAUAAGCCAAAAGGCUCAUUGUUGUCAUGAUGCAGGGAAAGGGUUUUCAAACAGCUCCGCAGCUGUCGAUGCUAUCGGAGGAAAUAACAAGCCAGGAUAUAGAGAGAAAUUACACAGUGUCAGGAACUCUUUACCACAAGCAGCUAUGAAGAAAAGAAAACAGGCGGCUUUGGCUUCCAAAGACGUCACAGCUAAGAGACCAAAACAUGUUACCAAGGACACAGUCAGAACCAAGACUGUCCUUGACAAGUAUUUCAAGACGUACACACAUUGUACAAAAUCAGGACAUUCACCAAAGAAAAACGAUUUAAAGAAGUCACACAGGGAAACGGAUCAGAUUGUUUUGGUAAAUCAGGAUGAUUACGUCUAUAGAGAUGCUGACUGGCCUCCAGGGAGGAUGAGGGAUGCGUAUGACUUCAUCCCUUCAUCACCAGAGAAGAACAUUGCUCAGACAACCAGAGUCAGAGAAAACAGGAGAAAGGAACAGGUGCGACUCCAGGUGCUAAAGACUAUCUACAAGAUCGAAACGGAACUCGCAGUACUCCGGCACAGGAGGAAACACAUCAAGGAGAAGCUGACGAGAGAAGACAGGACGACCACUUUAACGUUUAACGUUUAA